AUUCUAUGGGACAUAGUGAAGUCAACCAACAUGGAGGACGAACGUGACGUCAAAACAGGACUUGAAGAAAGUUGUAGUUUUAUCUUUAAAAAGCGUAAGGCACGAAACACGGAAUAUCGGAAGAGGCCGAAAUCGAGUUCUGAAGAAGAAAAGUCCAACAGCAGCGACGAAGAACCGUCAGUGAAACGUCCAAACCAUCGCAAGUCGAAGAAAAACCCCAAUGUUCAAAGUACGAGUAAAAAAAAGCAACAAGAAAAUGAAAAUGUUAAUGACUCGAGUAGUGAGGAAGACCUCCUGGUUAGUUACAAGUCGAAGCGCUCCGCAAUGGCCGAAGGCCCCACCGAUCAAGGAGCCACGGCGAUUUUGGAAAUUGAAACCGAGCGAGACAGAGACGCGCAAGCCCUCUUUGAAAAGCGGUUAGAGAUCAACAAAGAACUGGAAGGCAAAGAAGACGAUAAGACCGCUGCGGGUAAUGCCAGUUCCGGGCUUGUAAGAAAGGGCCCCAUUAGGGCCCCGGCCAAUUUGCGCGCCACCGUCAGAUGGGACUAUCAGCCGGAUAUUUGUAAAGAUUACAAAGAAACGGGUUUUUGCGGGUUUGGGGACAGUUGUAUAUUUCUGCACGACCGGAGCGACUAUAAACAUGGAUGGCAGUUGGAAAGGGAGUGGGCUGAGGGCAAAUAUGGACAAGAAAGCGACGAAGACAAAAAAUACGAAAUCGAUUCGUUUCUGGACAUGAAUAGCCGAAAAAUAUUUUACUGAUAAUAUUGUGAGAAACGUAGAUGCUACAGAUUCUGCGUUCUUAUCAAGUUCCUUUCAUGAGCUCUACCUGAGGUUUAAUUUAUGUUAGAAAAAUGACAACUGGAGCGGAUUCAUUGGAUGCUCACAGCUGGGGCCAUCAAACAAGAAAGGUUCUGCCACUUGAUGUGACAAUGUAAGGUACUUUUUGGUCUGGAUUAAGAACCUAGGGUCUGCAGUAAAUGGACAACUGAUGCUGUACACUUGGAAUAAUACUUUAUUACUGCACAACUAUCUAUUACUGAAUUAUUUAUAAAGACAUGGUGGAAGAAAUAUAAGAAUUUCCAACUACAUGAGCACCUCCUAUACUAUUGUACGUGUAACUUUUUCCCGCAACUUCAAUAAAGUUCUUGUUGUUUCCA
Messenger RNA from Zophobas morio, 1157 nucleotides. RefSeq names its product E3 ubiquitin-protein ligase RNF113A-like. Gene Ontology annotation, biological process: snoRNA splicing. Gene Ontology annotation, cellular component: U2-type spliceosomal complex. The transcript is spliced from 3 exons. Lineage: Eukaryota; Metazoa; Arthropoda; Insecta; Coleoptera; Tenebrionidae. Bases 31 to 759 code for a protein of 242 amino acids. Gene Ontology annotation, molecular function: metal ion binding. The record is from RefSeq and is a predicted model, not a curated record.